Molecule: messenger RNA, 1430 nt
Organism: Lolium perenne
Lineage: Eukaryota; Viridiplantae; Streptophyta; Magnoliopsida; Poales; Poaceae
Product: two-component response regulator-like PRR37
Biological process (GO): cytokinin-activated signaling pathway; phosphorelay signal transduction system
Source: RefSeq, a predicted model, not a curated record
UUGGCUUCCCACGCUACUACUGCUCCUCCUAUCACAUCGAUUCAUCGGUGUCUCCCGCCUGCUGCGUGCUAGCUCCUCCAGACCGCCCCAAGUUGCACAUCCUACUUGUCUCGACUUGUUCCUCCUAUUGAGUUGUUACAUAGGCCGUGUGUACUUUUGAUAUCUUCUUGUUGCAGCCAGGCAGAUGAGCUCGUACAUGGACCAGCAGCAGCCGCGUCCGCCGCCACCGUCCGGAGACCAUGCCGCUCAUCCGCUCACCUGGGCGCGCUUCGUCGAGAAGGAGAACGUCUGGGUCCUGCUCGUCGAAGCCGACAAGACAACCAGGCUGGCCAUCACUGACCUGCUUCGUGUCUGCAACUACCAAGUCCUCGCUGCCGAAGAUGGGCGGCAGGCAUGGGCGUUCCUUCAGGUUCAGGGUAUCCACAAUAACAUCGACCUUGUUCUCACCGAGGCCGAUCUGUCUGGGAUUGAACUGCUCGAUAGGGUCAUGGACCACGGUGUCUGCAAGCACAUCCCAAUCAUCGUGAUGUCUAAUUGCGAUUCGCUGGGCACGGUCUUCAGUUGCUUGUCCAAAGGUGCCGUCCACUUCUUGAAGAAGCCGAUACGUCAGCAAGAGGUUAAGAGCCUUUGGCAGCAUAUCUGGAAACGCUUCAACAGCGCGCAGAGCUCAUGGACAAAGCGUGCUGUGGUGAUCGACGGUCCACAGGCCAUGGCUCCAGAUCACUCAACCGAACACCUUGAUAGCACUUGUGCGCUUGUGAUCCACCCGAACAGCACAAGAUGGGUACCAGAUACUGCGGACCUAAUUGGUUUGAUGGCUAAAAGCAUGGACGUCCAACAGGCAGCAAGAGCCAAAGAUGCUCCUAAUUGCUCCUCCAAAUUAGUGCCAUGGCUUGAGUUGAGUUUGAAGAGGCCGAGAUCAACUGGAUAUUAUGCAAAUGCAAUCCAGGUGGCAACGAGGAAUGUCUUAGGACGAACAAAUAUCUCAGCAAUUACGAGGAUUUUCUCAACGUACAACAAUUCGUCUGCUGUUUCCAAUCAAGGCGGAGCUGGAUUCACGGAGAGCUUUUUGCCGCAUGGUAAUAGCUCCGAGGUUGCGAAAACGGACAGUCCUUACAACAUGAAGUCAAGCUCUGACGCUGGUCUGAUGAAGCAAGGUAAAGAUAUGAACCACAAUAUGCCAUCGCUUGAGUAGAGCUCCAAAACGCCAAGGUCAACUGGAGAUGCAAUCCAGGAGGAACAAAGGAACCUCUUAACACAAUCAGUCAAUCAGAUCUAUCGGCACUCACGAGGUGUAAAAAUAAUAUAUCAGUGUGCUUGAUGAAUUCCACUACUAGAAAAGUGAUUUUUAACGAUGGUAUAUGUGGUCGUUAAAUGUUCAAUGUGGUCAUUAAAAGUCAUUAACGACCUGCAGUCGUUAGUUGUUCUUA